Molecule: messenger RNA, 150 nt
Organism: Microbotryum saponariae
Lineage: Eukaryota; Fungi; Basidiomycota; Microbotryomycetes; Microbotryales; Microbotryaceae
Source: the annotation of a GenBank genome assembly
AUGUCUCUGGCUGCCUCGAGAGAAGUCAUUGCUGCCGACCGCCGACGUCACCGGCUCGUUCAGUAUCACUGGCAUUCCGACGACGCCAUCGCUUCCUCCAAAGCGCAAUCCCAUACAUGGACUUGGCUCGACGCGCUCAACAAGAUCUGA